AAAUUCACUGAACCACUCUUGAUUUUGAUACAAGUGCAAAACGUUCAAACCGUUGUUUCAGUGUUUCAACUUCUUUAACUAAAAAUGGGCGAAGAACUUGAUGUAAGUAAAGAUGAAAACAAUAUUUCGCCAAUAACAGAUGCAAAUAACGGGGAGAAAAAUGUUUUAUUGCAUCAAAAGGUCAUUGAACAAUUGGAGUAUUAUUUUGGAGAUUACAAUUAUCCUAAGGAUAAAUUUCUCCAAGAGCAAAUUUUGUUGGACGACGGAUGGAUUCCCAUAUCAACACUGAUGUCAUUUAAAAAAUUGUCUGCAAUUAUACAAUCAGACAAAAAUGUUCUAGUAGAGGCAUUUGGAAAUUAUAAAAAUGAUUUACUCGAAAUAUCAAAAGAUAAUUUGAAAAUCAGAAGAUCACCAGAUAAGCCAGCACCUAAACUAACAGAGGAUUAUAUUAAAGAAGUGCUGAAUAGAACAGUGUAUGUGAAAGGAUUUUUUGCUGCAACAAAGUUUGAUGAAAUUAAAGAUUUUUUUUCUAGUUACCAAACUGUUGAGAAUAUUGAGCAACGCUUUUUCAAAGACAUUGUAAAAUCUACAAGAAUAUUUAAAGGUAGCGUUUUUGCUACUUUUUCUACAAGACAACAAGCUAUCAGUUUCCUGGGACACAAUAGCAUGUAUUUCAAGAAUCGAUUAAUAAUCAGAAUGUGGAAGGAAGAAUAUCUUGAAGUUAAGAGAAUAGAAAGUCUUAAAAAGAAAAUGUUUGAAACAGCUUCUUCCAACAAACUCCAAAUUAAGAUACCCACAGGUGCUAUGUUUGCUAUUGAAAAUUUUACUUCAGUUGCAAAUCGAUUUGAUAUUAAAAAUGCUCUAUCAAAGUUUGGUCUCGAUGUUGCUUUCGUGGAUUUCAGAGAUGAUGGUAGUUCAGUUUGGAUCCGUUUACAUAAAGAAAAUGAAGCAAAGGAAUUUAUCAAUAAAAUGAAAGGACUACUGAACAUAUUAGGUCAAAAUGUUAAUAUUCGAUUAAUAGAAGGUGAAGAAGAAACUGAUUACUUAAACAAAGUCAAAGGAAUAAUGCAGAACAGCAAUUCUUUAAAUAAAACUAAAACAAACCAACAAAAUAAAAAACGUCAAAAUGAUAAUAAAAGUAAACAAAAUAACAAACGACAAAAAGUUGAAUAAUAAGUUGAAAAUAAUA
Messenger RNA from Ctenocephalides felis (cat flea), 1189 nucleotides. RefSeq names its product la protein homolog. The transcript has a single exon. Gene Ontology annotation, molecular function: RNA binding. Gene Ontology annotation, biological process: RNA processing; positive regulation of translation. Gene Ontology annotation, cellular component: cytoplasmic stress granule; cytosol; nucleus. The record is from RefSeq and is a predicted model, not a curated record. The coding region runs from base 85 to 1173 and encodes 362 amino acids. Lineage: Eukaryota; Metazoa; Arthropoda; Insecta; Siphonaptera; Pulicidae.